Physcomitrium patens is the source of this 3119-nucleotide messenger RNA. RefSeq lists its product as uncharacterized. NCBI's taxonomy places the organism in Eukaryota, Viridiplantae, Streptophyta, Bryopsida, Funariales, Funariaceae. The record is from RefSeq and is a predicted model, not a curated record.
CCCCCGUCACCGCGCACUCCCCCACUCCCCCCGCUCACUCUCUCUUUUGCCCACUUGCUUUGCUUUGCUUUGUUGUGCCCGCAUUGUUGGUUUGCUGGUUUGCUAGCUGGGACUCCCCCCGCGUCGGAUUCUGCUUCCCCCAACCUCACCGGAACUGACUGACUGACUGUCCCCAUUCAUUCUAUUAUGUCAGAUCCACCGAUCUAUUGAUCCAUUGAUCGAUUCCCUCUGGUCUAGAAGAAGAACAACAGCUUGUCAGCUCUACAAGGUUGCAUAUCUCGGAUGUAUGGAUCGGUUGUUGCAGCAGUAGUAGUAGCAGCAAAUGGGCUGGCUGGACUUCGCCGGAGUUUCUUCUUCCCCCUUGCGGAGCUAGCUAGAUGGCAGCAGCUCUUUGCAGGUGUGAAUGAAUGAAUCACAGGAGGACCCGGUGAUGCUGCUGCUGGGUGGGUAGAUUCUGAAUGCGUGGGUUUGAAAGUAGGCGUUUCGCUAGUCGGCAGCUAGUAGUUGUGUGUUUACGGUGUACAUUCUGUCAGCGGGGUCCUAUGUUCACGUCCUCCCCUGGGAGGAGGAGGUGGUCAAUGAGUUGGCGACCGGUGUUGCUUGAAGACAGUCGGAGGCGAAGUGCCCCCCACCCCCUUCCAUCUGUAUUCGUGAUUGAAUCUGGAGAAGGUUUUUGAGGUGGGUUUAGAAGUAGAUUGUGAGGUCGGUCUGGUGAGAUUGGUUACAUCCGACUUGAAUGCGUAGCUUGGAGUGUGGUACAGAUCGAAGAGUGGUGAUGAGACAAGGGACUUCAUCUGGGACGAUCCUCGACCAGUUUGUGAUCAGUCCGUUCUAGUUUCAUUUCCUUCGUUUCCUUCUUCUCCUUCGUCUUCUUCUUCUUCUUCUUCAUCCUGGGUUUCUGUUGUGAUUUUCAUACCAGUUCCUGUGGAGUUGGAGGGACAAUCAAUGUGAAACAAACUACGACACGGGCUCCCUUCAAUGUGUCUCUCCAUGCUUGGUUUAAUUGUUGUCGCUCCGCUGGGCGGAGACGAGGUUUUUAGUAGGAUGAUACCCCCGGUGAUGCCGAAUUCUGUUGCGAGCUCAAGGCAAACUCUGCCAAGUUCGUGUAGGUUUUUGAGUCUUUCGUUUCCCUCCAGCACAAACGUGUCCCCGAAUUGCACUUGACCCGGGGUUGUGUCCCGUUCUGCUGUCGCUUCGCUUGAUGGAAUGCGGAGUGAGAAAGAUCCUCACUUCCAACGUUGGAUACAACCAUUCGAACUCCUUUGUUGUUGCCGCGUUGUGACUUGAAUCACGGGGGGUUUUUUUGCUUUUCUUUUCUUUUUCUCUUUUUUACUGAACUAGGUUUGUGCGUCAUGGGUUUCCGUUCCGUUAUUGUCGUUUAGAGAAGUUUUUCCACAGCCGCAUGGCUCGGGUUUACGUUUGCGUAGGUGUGAGGGUUUGAAAUGGCAGCUGGGACCAUCUCAUGAACGUGGGGUUGCGAAUUUCGAGCGGUUUUUCACGACAAGAGCGCGAAGUCUAAGCUUAGAUAUCAUGAAGAAGUAUGCGAGGCUACGGCAGGAUUGCUCGGAGUUUGACAACGUUUUAUACAAUGCGAGUCCUGAGAAAUACUCUUUCGACGAUGGUGUUGCGCAUUCUCAAUCGACGUUAUCACAGGGAUCCGCUUCGCCUGUGCGAGACUCUCCACCGGGAGGACUUGCGGUGCGGCCCGCACAGCCUGCGAGAUUGACCACCGUUGACCCACCAUUCCACAGCGACCUGAACGAAGCUUUGAAGAAACUUGCCUCGUCUCGAGAAAACGGGUCGCAGAGACUCGGCGAGCAAUGGCAAGUCAGCACUGCCAAUGGCGGAAACCGCUCGCGAUCACAGAGUGGGAGGUGGCCCGGCGACUUGCAAGACGGCGGCUGGGAUUCCCAAGUCCUCGCAGGAAGUGGGCGGUGGGGAACAGCAGAGACGGCAUCCUUGAGUGGGCGCUGGGGCUCGGUGAGCACUAACGAUCACUGGGACGGAACCCAACAAGGGAUUAACUCCUUCCGCGACUCACUCUCCCUGUCUCGAUCCGGAAGAUUGGUGCAAGAGGGAGAACCGUGGACAGCUGCGACCACGCAGCAGCAGCCUGCGAACUCACAGCCCAUCCAGAAAAAACCUUCGCUGCAAAGUGCUCCAAGUCAAGGUAGGACAAACGAAGUCACGGAGCAUGAAGCGACAAGGGCUUGUGAAACAGCCUACCCUUACCCUGGAAAUGGGUAUGAUCAACAACACCAUACCCCUCCUCCAGUGCAGCGAAACAUCUCCAUGCGCGAGACGCAGGGGUGGCUGGCAUCCGUGAAACGCCCUUUGCAAACACGAAAACAGAACGCGUGGGAGGAUCCCAACGAGUUCAAUUGGAGAGCUGCAGCGGCGACGACGAAUUCCUCCUCAGGGAGACGACGACAAACGGCGACCGUGUCUCAGUCGAUGCGAUACGAUCGGCUGAAGCCAUCCGACCUCUUUGCCAACUCAGGUGCUGGCUCCAGAUUCGACGACGAGGGAUACCACCACAACAAAUCCAUCAUGCAGAAAGCGGCGUCCAUGCGAGAAGGGGGAGCCCACUCGGACGCCAUCAUGGCCAUGGCCAGGGCGUACAGUGAGAAACAUGGAGUGCAACAAGCAAUUCUCGAGUGCGUGUCUUGUCGGCGCAGCCUCGGAGUGGUUGUGCAAGGCAAUCCGGGUAACGACACCUCCUACUGCCAAUCGUGCCGCCCGCACGCCAUCGGCGGGUGGACCUACAACAUGGCUAGCAAACCGGACAGCAGCAAGUCGAAGCGCAAAGGGAUGAUGAAUUUUUGCCGCAAGAUUCUGCGCAUGGGGAAGAAACCCAACAAACUGAAGGGAUAAAAAACACGUCGAUGAGCUUAUCCUUUAGAGCGUAGCACAGAUCGUGUGAGCCAAAGCUGAGGGAUAUCGAUAUCAUAGCUUCACAGCGACAGCUCUUCGCAUAGUCAUGUAGGUGGUACAAUUACGUAGCUGAUCGCAUCUUUGUUAUUCAUCAAUCUUUGAACUCAUCUGCAUCUCUUCGAUGUGAGAACUUGCCUGAGGUUUCCCAAUUUUUGCUAAUGGAAAUUACGUGACAUUCGUCGACA